CCCGCCUAAUAAUUGAAACUAAAUUUUUUUUUAUUUUUUUCGAUUUUGUCCCUCCUUCUUCCCACUAUUUACCAAAACAUCAUGUUUUUAUCUCGCACUUCUUCUGCUGCACUCAAGGCUAGCGCUUGGUCUUCUGUUAGAGCCAACUCUAUUCGUGCUAUCACUACCGCUACUCCCAGUAUUACACAAGCCUUUACUGCUCAAAAGAAUGCCAAUGGUAAUUACGUUGUCACUUUGAUUCCUGGUGAUGGCAUUGGUCCCGAGAUCUCACGUUCAGUCAAGGAAAUCUUUGCUGCAGCCAAGACACCUAUUGAAUGGGAAGAAGUUGAUGUCACUCCUGUCCUUAAGGACGGCAAGACUGCUAUCCCCGAGGAUGCCAUUGCCAGUGUUCGUCGUAACACCGUUGCUCUCAAGGGUCCUUUGGCUACACCCAUCGGUAAGGGUCACGUCUCACUCAACUUGACCCUUCGUCGUACCUUCAACUUGUAUGCCAACGUUCGUCCUUGCCGUUCUGUUGCUGGAUACAAGACACCUUAUGAAAAUGUAGACACUGUUCUUAUCCGUGAAAACACAGAAGGUGAAUACUCUGGUAUUGAACAUGAAGUUGUGGAUGGUGUUGUCCAAUCCAUCAAGUUGAUUACUCGCGAAGCUUCCGAACGUGUUGCUCGUUAUGCUUUCACCUAUGCUGAAUCCGUUGGUCGUAACCGUGUCACAGCUGUUCACAAGGCCAACAUCAUGAAAUUGGCUGAUGGUCUCUUCUUGGAAGUUUGUAAGCAAGUAUCAAAGGAAUUCCCCAAUAUCAAGUUUGACGAUGUCCUCUUGGACCGUGCUUGUCUUCACAUUACCUCUGAUCCCUCCAUCUAUGCUGACACUGUCAUGGUCAUGCCCAACUUGUACGGUGAUAUCUUGUCUGACAUGAGUGCUGGUUUGAUCGGUGGUCUUGGUUUAACUCCUUCAGGUAACAUUGGUCGUGACGCUUCCAUCUUUGAAGCUGUCCACGGUACUGCACCUGAUAUUGCUGGUCAAGAUAAGGCCAACCCUACUGCUUUAUUAUUAUCCGGUAUUAUGAUGUUGAAGCACAUGCGUUUAUAUGAUCAAGCUUCCAACAUUGAGCAAGCCGUUUUCAAGACUCUUGCUGAAGGUAAAGCCUUGACUGCUGACUUGGGAGGUCGUGCAUCCAACAGUGAAUACACCAAGUCUGUUAUUGGCAACUUGAAGUUCGAUUAAAUAAUUUAUAUAAAAUAUUAAACCUUUUUGUACACUAUUUUAAACAUCAUACGC
Rhizopus microsporus ATCC 52813 is the source of this 1281-nucleotide messenger RNA. RefSeq lists its product as uncharacterized. Gene Ontology annotation, cellular component: mitochondrion. The record is from RefSeq and is a predicted model, not a curated record. Gene Ontology annotation, biological process: tricarboxylic acid cycle; isocitrate metabolic process. Gene Ontology annotation, molecular function: magnesium ion binding; NAD binding; isocitrate dehydrogenase (NAD+) activity. The transcript is spliced from 8 exons. The coding region runs from base 82 to 1227 and encodes 381 amino acids. Lineage: Eukaryota; Fungi; Mucoromycota; Mucoromycetes; Mucorales; Rhizopodaceae.